GUAAAGUUUGUGAAAGAGAAGUAUCUAGUAGUGAGAAGUAAAAAGGAAUAGAAAAUACAAACUCUCUCUCUCUAACCUUUUCUUGCAACAACUUAACCUCUCUCUAUAUGUCAUAGGUUUUUUUGUGUGUUAUAUUUUCUUUCAACACUCACCAAAAAGCUCCAUUUUACCAUUAGUUCUGAUUCAACUCCACAUAUCUAUUUAGUUGAAAGAACCCAAAAAAAGAAAAAAGAAGAAGAGAAUAUUUAUAGGUGAGGAAGUUUUUGCCAUGGUCAAAUUUAGGCUGGGAUAAGAGAGCUAAGCAACCAAAACUCUUGAAGUUCUUCUCCGAUCGGCCUUUUUUUUCUUUCUUUCUACAUCUUGUAUGGUUGUUUGACUUGUAGAGAAAGAAAUGUGGAAUCUAAACAACUCUCCAGAUCAUAGAAGAGAUAUUGAAUCUGAAGAAGGUAAAGGUGUUGGAUCCAUUUCAAAUUCAAGUUCAUCAGCUGUUGAGGAAUUAUAUGGCUCAGAGGAAGAAGAUGAAUUUCCAGAACAAAAUGAAGUAAAAGGCAAGAAAAAGAAAAGUAUUCCUAGUAAAAUAUUUGGCUUCUCUAUGAUUGCUCAUCCCGACGAUAACGACAACUUGUCGUCGGAGAUUAUACCGCCGGUUACCCGGCAGUUUUUUCCGGUUAAUGAGUCGGAAAUCGGAACUGUCAAUUUUAAUGAUAGAUCUUGUAGAUUUCCAAGGGCCCAUUGGGCUGGAGUAAAAUUCUACCAACCGGAGCCAUCUGGUAAUUCUGCAGCAGUAUUGGGAAAGAGUAGUGAGUUGUCGCAACAGGUACAGGUACAGCCAAUGAAAAAGAGCCGGCGUGGUCCAAGGUCUAGGAGCUCACAGUACCGCGGUGUUACUUUUUAUCGUAGAACUGGCCGCUGGGAAUCACAUAUAUGGGAUUGUGGAAAGCAAGUUUAUCUAGGUGGAUUUGAUACAGCACAUGCUGCAGCUCGUGCGUAUGAUAGGGCAGCAAUAAAGUUUCGGGGAGUGGAUGCGGACAUAAACUUUAACUUGGCAGAUUAUGAGGAAGACUUAAAACAGAUGAAGAAUCUAACGAAGGAAGAAUUUGUGCAUGUACUACGGAGGCAAAGUAGUGGUUUUCCGAGGGGAAGUUCUAAGUAUAGAGGGGUGACAUUGCACAAAUGUGGUAGAUGGGAAGCUAGAAUGGGCCAAUUAUUGGGCAAAAAGUACGUUUAUUUGGGUCUUUUUGAUACUGAAAAUGAAGCUGCCAGGGCUUAUGAUAAAGCUGCCAUCAAGUGUAAUGGCAAGGAUGCAGUCACUAACUUCGAUCCUUGCAUUUAUGAAAAUGAACUUAAUUCAACUGAAUCUACUAAUAAGGCAGCAGAUCACAGCCUUGACUUGAGCUUAGGCAGCUCAAGCUCAAAGCAAAGCAGCCGAGAAAUGGAGGAUACUAAUAAGGAUCAAAAUUCUUCUUAUAUGCAAUUCGAUGUUGAUUGGCGGCACCAAGGGUCGAGACCCAAGGAACAACCUAGUCCAAUUGAUAUGGAUGGGCGAAGAAGAAAUGUGUACAAUGAGACGGAAACGUUGCAACUGUUGAGCCAAACGCACCUACAUUCUCCUGGCUCCUUCAAACCAAAUAGCAAUGAAAUGCAAAGGUUUGGCCAUUAUAUGAGAACUGGUGAUUCCCAAAUGAUUCCACCGCAAUUCACAUCCUCAAAUUAUCAAUUUCCAAGCAGCAGUAAUAGAAGAGAUACUCAACAAUGGCAAAGCAAUAAUGUUCCUCCUCCUCCUCCUCACCUAUUUGCAACUGCUGCAGCAUCAUCAGGAUUCCCUCAGCAGAUAUUAAGACUUCAAAAUUGGCCUCAAGAAAAUGGAUUCCAUUAUUCUCUCACCAGACCCUCCAAUUAAUAUUUCUACAUAUAUAUACAACACAGUUCGAUGCACAAAACAUUCCGCGUUAGAAAAGAGAACUAGCUAACCGCACCUGAAGAGGUGUGAUGUAGGCUAUAUAUAUAAUGUAAUAUAAUAUUUUAUAUAUAUAAUAUUCACAAGGGUUAAUCUUGAUGGGAAAGAGUUUUUGGGAGAUUACAACUCUAUGGAUAUAAUUGUUACAAAGCUAACUGAAGAAAAGAUAUUGAACUAGAUUUCUUUUGGAUACUUUCUGACUGUAAGCUGCCAAUUUAUACCAUCAACAAGUACAGCUCCUAAAUAAAUGUUUUUAAUUUCUUGUGUUGUUA
Solanum dulcamara is the source of this 2229-nucleotide messenger RNA. RefSeq names its product AP2-like ethylene-responsive transcription factor TOE3. Lineage: Eukaryota; Viridiplantae; Streptophyta; Magnoliopsida; Solanales; Solanaceae. Gene Ontology annotation, biological process: regulation of DNA-templated transcription. The record is from RefSeq and is a predicted model, not a curated record. The transcript is spliced from 10 exons. Gene Ontology annotation, molecular function: DNA-binding transcription factor activity; DNA binding. The coding region runs from base 392 to 1900 and encodes 502 amino acids.